UUACGUCAGAUCCUGGAAUGAUGGCGAGGCAGACCACUGCAAGACAAAAACAAAGCGUCUGGAUAUUAAUAUAAAGAAAUUGAAAUCAUAGAAACACGACUCACAGUCACAAAGUUGAGCUGCUAAACGGCAUGGCGGCUGAGGAGGUGAGGGAAGUAGUUCGCGUGAGAGUAAAGAAGUGUGAAGGGUUCCAGCAGCCUGAGUUUCGCUCCUUCGCAGUGGAUCCACAGAUCACUUCACUGGAUGUUCUUCAGCACAUCCUGAUCAGAGCCUUCGACCUCAAUGGGAAGAAGAAUUUUGGGAUCAGCUACCUGUCCCGGGACAAGCAGGGUGUGGAGCUGUAUCAAUUUUUGCUCUCGGACUGGGACCUGGACGCAGCCUUCCUCGGCGCCUCCAAACCCUACCUACAGCUGAAGAUCGAUAUCAAGCCAGCCGAGGACAGCCCCCUGCUGGAGGACUGGGAUAUCAUCAGCCCGAAGGAUGUGAUCGGUACGGACCUCCUGCCAGGAGAGAGGAGGUCUCUUGCUGCUGCUGCUCUGCCCUUCACACAGUCCCUUCUCUCCCAGGUUGGCAAGACCCUGUCCCGGGUGCAGCAGGCUCUCAGCUGGUCCUACACAGAGGAUGUGAAGCCCUUCAAGUCACCACUAAGCGAUGCAGAGUUCCACAGCUACCUGAACCACCAGGGCCAGCUGACCCGACCAGAGGAUCUGAGACUGAGGAUCUACCAUGGGGGUGUGGAGCCCUCCCUCCGCAAGGUGGUGUGGCGUUACCUGCUGAACGUGUACCCUGAUGGUCUGACGGGUCAGGAGCGCAUGGACUACAUGAAGAGGAAGACACGGGAGUACGAGCAGCUGAAGGGGGAGUGGUGCCAGCGGGCCAGCCCUGAGGACCUGGAGUUCAUCCGGGGGAACGUGCUGAAAGAUGUGCUGAGAACCGACCGUACGCACCCUUACUACGCAGGGUCCGAGGACAGCCCCCAUCUCACCGCGCUGACCGACCUGCUCACUACCUACGCCAUCACUCACCCGCAGAUCUCCUACUGCCAGGGUAUGAGUGACCUGGCCUCCCCCAUCCUGGCUGUUAUGGAUAAUGAGGCCCACGCCUUCAUCUGCUUCUGCGGGCUCAUGAAGCGCCUGGAGGGGAACUUCCGGCCGGAUGGCAGCCUCAUGUCCCUGAAGUUCCAGCACCUGAAGCUGCUGUUGCGCCACUCCGACCCCGAGUUCUAUGCCUACCUGGUCUCCCGCGGCGCAGACGACCUCUUUUUCUGCUACCGCUGGCUGCUGCUCGAGCUCAAGAGGGAGUUCGCCUUUGAGGAUGCCCUGAGGAUGCUGGAGGUCACCUGGAGCUCCCUGCCCCCUGACCCUCCAGAGACUGAGGUGGAGCUGCAGGGGCCUGCCUUGGAGGAGAGGGAGGAGGAGAAGGGGAAGGAAGCAAAGGAGAGUGGGGAGGAGAGGAGGGAAAGGAGAGAGUGGCACAUGCUAAGGCCCACCGCCCAGGGUGGGGGAGAGGAAAUGGAAGGACUUGGAGAGGAAAGGGAGAGGGAGUUACUAGAGGAAAGCAGGGUGAGACAUAUGCUAAGUCAUGCUGCCCAGGGCGAGGGUAGUGAGAUAGAGGUGGACAAAGAAGAGAGGAGGGAGAGGCACAUGCUAAGGCCCACCACCCAUGGUGAAGGAGAAGAGAGGAAAAGUGGGGAGACAAGUGACUGGGAUGAGAGGGAGGGGGAGGACACAGGGGAAGAGAGGAGGGAGAGAGACAAAGAUGAAAGUGGGGAGGAGUGGAGGAAGAAGCACUUAUUUAGAUCUGCUGAUCACGAUGAUGGGGACGGUGAUAGGUGGGAGGAGAGGGAGAGGAGUGAGAUGGUUACAACCCUAGUUGAGGGAGAGGAGAGUGAAAGGGAAGGGGGAAUGGAGAGUCCCGGGCUAAGACCUGCCUCCCAGCAUGAGAGAGAGGAGGGGGAAAGAGAGAGGGAGGAGAUUGAGAUGAGGGUGAGAGGAGAUAGGAGAAAGAGGGAAGAGAGGGAAGGCCAAAGGAAGGGUGAGAGCGAGUUGGAGGAGAACGAAAGGAGGUACACACAGAGACCCAACACCCAAGGUGAGGGGGAGGAAGAAGGGAGGUGCGAGCUGAGACCCAACACCCUGGAUGGAAGAGAGGAAAAUGAGAGUGGGGUGACGAAACAGCAAGAGGAGAAGAUAGAGAUAGAAGCAAGAGUGACAGAGAGAAGAGAGGGACUGAGGUGGAACACCCAAGGGGUGAGAGAACGGGAUGGGGAUCCUAAAGAAAAUCCUUCUGAGGAGGCUGAGAGGGUGGGAAAUGUAGGGAGCGACGAACACAAACCAAAUCUAACAGAGAAUUCGUCAGGAGAACUGGAGUGGGGAAUACAAAGGCCCAUAGAGGAUUCUUUCGAGGUGAGAGGAGAGGGAGGAAGCCAAGCAUCCACUGGGGAAGGAUCACUGACAGAAGAACAGAAUAAAGCAGAUGAGAGGAAGGGAGAGGGGGGGCACAGUGUCCUGUCACCGCCACCCCUAGGAAAGCAGUCAAGUUUUGGGGAGUUUAAAUACUACAGCUCCCUGAAUGACAGUUUGGACCUUGAGGAGAGAACAAACUUGAACAAUAUGGACAAUGCGAUCAAUCUGAUAAACGGUUUAAACAGCAGAUUGGAUGAGACUAGAAAGACUCCUAACCCUCCUCUCCUCUCUCGUCACCCCACUGAGGAAAGCGAGGGAGAGCUGAGAGAAGGGGAGAGAGAACCUCUCAUUAAACCGCCAAAUCAACUGCCUGCCUCCCACCCCCUCCCGAUCAGCAACGUCUCCAGGAGAACAACGUCGCCCAGCGGGAGGGUGAGCUCUCCCUCUCUACCCAAUGGGAAACCAGCCUCCCCUUUGCUGGCCAAUGGGAAGCUGGCCUCCCCUUUGCUGGCCAAUGGGAAGGCAGGGUCUCCUUGCCUCUGCGGCGACAGGGAACGAGGAGAGCGCCCAGUCUCUCCCUGCCUGCCCAACUGGCGCACUGCUUCUUUCUCGCUGCCCAAUAGGAAAUCCCCUUCUACGCCAACUGGGCGUCCUUUCCAGCGAUAA
Messenger RNA from Polyodon spathula (Mississippi paddlefish), 3071 nucleotides. RefSeq lists its product as uncharacterized. The transcript is spliced from 8 exons. Gene Ontology annotation, cellular component: autophagosome. Bases 132 to 3071 code for a protein of 979 amino acids. Gene Ontology annotation, molecular function: GTPase activator activity. The record is from RefSeq and is a predicted model, not a curated record. NCBI's taxonomy places the organism in Eukaryota, Metazoa, Chordata, Actinopteri, Acipenseriformes, Polyodontidae. Gene Ontology annotation, biological process: activation of GTPase activity; regulation of autophagosome maturation.